Molecule: messenger RNA, 1155 nt
Organism: Gloeophyllum trabeum ATCC 11539
Lineage: Eukaryota; Fungi; Basidiomycota; Agaricomycetes; Gloeophyllales; Gloeophyllaceae
Exons: 6
Coding region: 118-1155 (345 amino acids)
Source: RefSeq, a predicted model, not a curated record
GAAGACCUUCCGAUUCGCCUAUCAGGCCGCCUAGGAUGGGCUCGGGACAGCCAUUUUACGUUGAGGAUGCGACUAGGCGCUACGGACAUUUCUUUUCCAUGACCCACGUCCUAUCCAAUGCCGUCGUCAACACCGGACACUGAUUUGUGGUUAGAGAGGUCACGUCUGAAUGGUAUGCUGCUUGGUGCUAUAUCGUAUGGAAUCCUGGUUACUUUGACAUUACAGUGUACCGACAUACUUUGGAAUACCCAGCGACAAGGCCGAGAGAAACGUUCCGAGCAGCGUUUCAUCCUCUUGGGUUACGUGCUGGUCACCUUCGUUUUAGCGACUAUUGGAUUCGCUGGCAAUGCCAAAUACACUCAGACGAUUUGGAUCGACCGCCGCAACGCCCCGGGAGGGCCAGCGGCUCUGAUACAGCUCGAGCUGAACGACAAGAUUAAUGUGAUGGCGUUAGCCUGCUACUAUGUGAUGGAAUGGUUUAUGGAUGGUCUCUUGCUUCAUCGCUGCUGUACGAUUUGGGGCUGGCGGUGGUACAUCGUAGCCGUCAUGAGUGUGCUUUUCUUUGGCGACAUUGUGGCGUCCAUAAUAGUGCUGGAACGCUCUGGCCAGGGCGCAGUCUUCUACUCAAACAACAUUCAGCUGGCCUACCUAUCGAUAUCCGUAUCUUUAAACAUCAUAUAUACCAUCUUAGUCGUGGGCCGCUUGAUUGCUAUGCGCAACCAGAUCAAGCACGUUCUCGGUGAAGAGCACUCGAGGACAUACACUUCCAUCGCAGCCAUGAUUGUCGAGUCCGCGUCGAUGUACACGGUCCUCGGCAUUCUCUUCAUAGCUGCCUUCGCAAAAGGUAGUGAUCUGUCGAAUUUGAUCUUCCUUUCUAUCAGCCACGUACAGGGUAUCGCGCAACUGCUCAUUAUCAGACGAGUGGCCACCGGCCGCGCGUAUUCCCAUGAUCUAACGACCUCCGGCAGUCCAUCCCUCUCGUUCGACGCAAUCUCUGGCCCGACGUCUGUGGAUACCACCGCCUCCGCUCGUGCUAAUGGCGGGGAGUCGAUAGCUAUUACGUAUCUCUCCCCUGAUGCGCAUAACAAAACGAAGGGUACCGUGCGGUCUACAAAGUCCCUCGCAUCUUCCCGGAACCGCGAUUCCAUUUCGUGA